Messenger RNA from Melanaphis sacchari, 1049 nucleotides. RefSeq names its product 5-demethoxyubiquinone hydroxylase, mitochondrial (gene Coq7). Gene Ontology annotation, biological process: ubiquinone biosynthetic process; regulation of gene expression; determination of adult lifespan. The record is from RefSeq and is a predicted model, not a curated record. Gene Ontology annotation, cellular component: nucleus; mitochondrial inner membrane. Lineage: Eukaryota; Metazoa; Arthropoda; Insecta; Hemiptera; Aphididae. The transcript is spliced from 4 exons. Gene Ontology annotation, molecular function: 3-demethoxyubiquinol 3-hydroxylase activity. The coding region runs from base 392 to 973 and encodes 193 amino acids.
AUUAAAUACACGCGUCUGCGCACCGACCCGUUCACGUCACUUUCGGAUACUUCGCCGCCCCGGCGACACGUCGCGCCGCUCAAGACCGUUCCCGCACCAGUACUGCUGUGUCGUCUGCGAAAAACCGUUCGCUGGAUCGCCGAAAUCCAAAAAUACCGAAACGCUGAGUCCGUUAAAUCGUCGUUUCGACGUCCAAACGGCGGUGUUUGUGUACCAGGCGAGAACACUCGCGCGCGUCGUAAUCAAUAGGCCGUGUAUAUAGUACGUGUCGGUGGUUACUAGUUUUGCUCGCGUCAAGUGCUGAGCCGCGGCAGCCAGAAGACAUUUUGUCACCCGCCGUGCGCCAUUGGUGCGCGCGCCUCGCUAUCUACCGUCGUUUAAUAAACAGAAAAUGAAAAUGGUUAUGCAAAAAAUGACAUUUUCAAGAAUAAUUUUCCAAAGAGGACUACAUGGUGCUAACAAAAAGUUAGAUAGUCUCAUAAGAGUUAAUCAUGCUGGAGAACUUGGAGCCGAUCGUAUAUAUGCUGGACAGAUGGCAGUAUUAGGAAAUAGUAAUGUAGGUCCAAAGAUUAAAGAGAUGUGGGAACAAGAAAAAGUACAUAGAAAUAAGUUUGAACAACUUAUAGUCCAAAAUAGAGUACGUCCAUCAUUACUAUUUCCUUUAUGGCAUUGUGCUGGCUAUGUGCUUGGAGCUGGUACAGCACUUAUGGGUCCUAAAGCUGCUAUGGCUUGUACUGUUGCCGUAGAAACUGUUAUCGUAGAACAUUAUAAUGAUCAAUUAAGAGAUCUAAUGAACGAUCCUGAAGCUGAUAAAGAGCUCCUUGAAACCAUUAAAAAGUUUAGAGAUGAUGAACAAGAACAUCAUGACUGUGGUAUUGAUCACGGAGCUGAGCAAGCUCCAUUUUAUGACGCAUUAACAAAAGUCAUCAAAACUGGUUGCAAAGUAGCUAUUGAAGUAGCAAAAAGAGUGUGAAGUUAUUGUCUAUAUGAAAUUAUAUAAUAAUUAUGAUUAAAUGUUUAAAUUAUAUACAUGUUUAAAAAAAUUUAAA